Molecule: messenger RNA, 1884 nt
Organism: Penaeus monodon (black tiger shrimp)
Lineage: Eukaryota; Metazoa; Arthropoda; Malacostraca; Decapoda; Penaeidae
Exons: 5
Coding region: 1-1884 (627 amino acids)
Source: RefSeq, a predicted model, not a curated record
AUGCCUCACAGCCCCAUAUCGAGGACGGACUCGGGCUCCGUGUCCGCCAUCAAGAACUUCAUUUUCGGCGGCAUGCUGGACACGGCCCGCUACCACCCCGACGAGCACGGAGGCGACUGCAAACGGAGCUUGAAAUCGCAAACGAGAAUCACGAAAGCUUCGAAGGUCAACCCCGGGCUGCCUGAGGACGACGUCAACUUCCCGAAUAACCUAAGGUCUCCUUACCCCGAUGCUAGUCAAGCUCAAAGCGCCGCCAAUUUCCCACUUACUAAAAUUAAUAACGUAAGAUUCCCAAGCUUCCGGUGCAAAGAGAACAAAUUGUUCAGCGAGGAGAAGGCGUCACCGCAGUAUGCAUCGACGCCGAACUUGACGUCAGUUUCCCCCGAAGGCGACACCUCAAGGGAGGAAGUCACAGCGGCUGUGACAGGGACACUUCCGCGUAACUUCAAGAGGAACAGCGGACGGCAGCUUCCGAACUCCGCUUCGGGAGCCCCGGCGACGGCCACUCUGCCAUCGUGUCCGUCGUCGGUGUGUUCCUCGUAUGUGUACGUGAACAGCGGUGCGCCCUCGUCUGACUCAGGAUUCCUUUCGGACGCCACGUGCCCUGACUUCGAGGCAAGUGAGCCGCUAGUUGAAGCAGUCAGCAGUCAGCACCAACCGAAGGAUCUUAGCUGCCGUGAACGAGACAAGAAGAGCAGCGACCCCUCUCUGCCCCCCGGGAGAGCGGCGCUGCACCAAGAUAACCCUACCUACGGCUGUGUCCCGUCCAAGGCUCCCUCUGCCCCGUCCAGGUCCGCCGGCAGGGAAGGGGGGUCGACGCGCAAGGUGAGCAGCGUGACCCUCAAGAUCGAGAAUGGCCUCUUCGCCACCGUCGGUAAGGAGAGCAAGGGGCGCGCCAGGGACCGCCGACCCCUGGAUCCGGCUUUCCCCGACGUCGUGCCGCCGCCUCCUCCAGCUGUCGUCAUCGUCCAGAAGCAAAGCCCCGAGGAUCCCAAAAUGGACGAGGAGGCCGCGGCGGGCUGGAAGAGAGCCACCGUGACCAUGAGUGGGACCUUCCUAGCGCGCUGCGUGAAGAUCGAGGACCUGAGCAGCCGGGACACCGGGGACGACAGCCGGGAGGUGGGACGCCAUCCGCCCGAGCGGCGUGAGAGCGGCCGGUUCCCCUCGGCGGCGCGACUUCUUCGGUCUCUCGGGCGGAACAGAGACGACGAUGGCGGCGGGGCGCGCGCCAGGGACACGUCGGAGCCUCGCCUCUCCCGCUCCAACCCGCACUACCACUCCGAGGGGAAGGGCCUCAAGAAGAAGAACAACUGGGCGUCGGAGCGCGAGCUCAACAGCUCGCUGAGCCCCGUGCAGAAGGAGCGCAGCCACAGCUUCUGCGAGAAGGCCGACACCAAGCGGCGCUACUCCUACCACGAGAACAAGGUGCUGCGCGACGAGGCCCGGGCGCGCCUCGACCGCCACGAGGAGGCCGCCUCCGCGGGCACCAACGCCUCGCCCAAGAGCCAGCUGGACGCCCUGGGCCCGGACCUCACGAAAGAUUCCUCGACCCCGGAUGACACCUCGCACGAGAACAUUUAUGAGAACCUGCCCGCCCACACCUUGAAGGAGGGCGACUUGAAGGGGAGUCAGGAGGCCUCGGAGGGCGGCGCGACGGAGGCGCAGACGAGGCCCAUCGAGAGGGCGGAGAGGGAGCGGCGGUCCGUCAGGAAGCUGACAAAGGACUCCGGCUACGAGACGUCUCCAAGCGUGACGGAACAGGAAGGGUUUGAACACGUUGAAGGAGCUUAUGGUUGCUUGUGGCGUCGCACAGUAGUACGGUGGCAACAGCUCGGGAUGGCAGCGCUGCCACGGGCAACGCUUGUGGAGUUUCGCAUGGAGUGA